ACGGUAUAAAUUUUGAAAAAUAUGAUAAAAUACCUGUUAAAGUGUCGGGAGUCAAUCCGUCCCAGGCAAUCGUGCGGUUCGAUGAAGCAAGGCUGUCGCCUGGAAUUAUGAACAACUUGAGAAAAUCGAAUUAUACUACGCCUACUCCAAUUCAGAAGAACGCGAUCCCAAAUGCUCUCGAUGGACGCGACAUCAUGGCGUGUGCUCAGACCGGAUCUGGGAAAACUGCCGCAUUCUUGCUUCCUAUCAUCAGCAAGAUUUUCGAGGCUGGGGAACUAGGAGACGGCAUGAUGGAUGUUCAGGAACCUAAAGCACUCGUUAUUGCACCCACUAGGGAAUUAGCUUGUCAAAUUGAAACAGAGGCGAAGAAAUUGUGUCACGGAACCAUCAUUAAGAGUGUUGUGAUAUACGGAGGCGUCAAUGUCUUGCAUCAUCUGAGCCAACUCAGAAAAGGCUGUGACAUCUUGGUAGGCACACCAGGCAGGAUAAUUGGGUUUGCAUCAGAUGGCAAAGUGUCUCUGAAGAAAGUCAAGUUCUUAGUGCUGGACGAGGCAGAUCGCAUGCUGGACCAGGGAUUCGAGCCAGAUAUCCGGCGCAUCGAGCGAGAGAUGCCUUCGAAAGAUGAAAGACAAACUCUUCUCUUUUCAGCAACUUUCCCUGCCGAGGUACAAGAUCUUGCGUCUCAGAUGCUGCGUCGGGACUACUUAUUCAUCGCAGUGGGAAUUGUGGGAGGUGCAAAUCAAGACGUCAAACAAACAGUGCUGGAAGUUGCCAGCUCGGAUAAAAUUCAGAAACUGAAGGAAGUGUUGCAGAAUGACAUUCCGCGUGACAGCAAAGUUCUUAUUUUUGUAGAACUAAAGAAACGAGCCGACUUUUUAGCUGCCAGGCUUUUACAAGAGGGCUACAAGUGCACGUCUAUUCAUGGGGAUAGACUGCAAAGAGAGCGUGAAAUUGCUUUGAGGCAGUUCAAAAAUAACGAGUGUAACGUGCUGAUGGCGACGUCGGUUGCAGCCAGGGGUCUGGACAUCCCGAAGGUGGAGUUCGUCGUCAACUUCGACAUGCCGAGUGAGGUGGACGAGUAUGUGCACCGAAUAGGCCGAACGGGCAGGCUAGGUCUGCAGGGACACGCCAUCACGUUCGUUGACCCAACAUCCGACAGCCAGGUUUUGCGCUCUCUUGUCGCAACUCUCAAAAAUGCUGGCCAAGAAAUCCCCCCCUGGUUGGAGCAGCACUCCACUGGUGCCACUGGAACCUUCUCCGAGUUCAACAACGAUGCUCGCUCCGACUUCCGAAGAGAAUUCGGAGGAACCGGUGGAGGCUUCGCUUCUGGCGGAGCCUCGAAUCCCACUUUCGGAGACUUCAGUUCGGCCUGGUAGAUCUCCCCGGGAAACCUCCCAUAACGCUCGCAACUUGAAAAAUCGUUGAUGAAACUAUCUGAUUGAAAAACAUUAAUUUUUAGUUGCUAAUAUUUAAGCGUUUGUUUUCUCCAGGCGCUUCGGAGUUUGUGGCUGUUAUGACUUGUUUCUGUUGAAUGAAUUUCUUGUGCAAAUGAUAGCUCGUAUUUAAAAUUCAAAUCAAUUGAGAAUUCUGACAUGCAAAGAGAAUCAAAAAUCAAAUAUGUUCAAGGUUGAUGGUUGAUGCAGUGCCGUAUUUAUAUCAACUGUAUUCAAUUUAAUUUCAAUCUCGA
Molecule: messenger RNA, 1687 nt
Organism: Symsagittifera roscoffensis
Lineage: Eukaryota; Metazoa; Xenacoelomorpha; Acoela; Convolutidae
Product: probable ATP-dependent RNA helicase DDX4
Exons: 4
Coding region: 108-1376 (422 amino acids)
Biological process (GO): cell differentiation; gamete generation
Cellular component (GO): nucleus; P granule
Molecular function (GO): ATP binding; RNA helicase activity; RNA binding
Source: RefSeq, a predicted model, not a curated record